AUGUCCGCCAUCGAGCCAGUCGUCGUCAUUGACGGCAAGGGACACCUCUUGGGUCGCCUGGCCAGCACUGUUGCUAAGCAGCUGCUCAACGGUCAGAAGAUCGUCGUCGUGAGAUGUGAAGCCCUCAACAUCUCCGGCGAGUUCUUCCGCGCGAAGCUCAAGUACCACGCCUACCUUCGCAAGAUGACUCGUUUCAACCCCACCCGCGGAGGUCCCUUCCACUUCCGUGCCCCCUCCCGCAUCUUCUACAAGGCUGUCCGCGGCAUGAUCCCCCACAAGACCGCCCGUGGUGCCGCCGCUAUGGAGCGCCUGAAGGUUUUCGAGGGUGUUCCUCCCCCCUACGACAAGAAGAAGCGCGUUGUCGUUCCCCAGGCUCUGCGUGUUCUCCGCCUGCGCCCCGGCCGCAAGUACUGCACCGUUGGUCGUCUCAGCCACGAGGUUGGCUGGAAGUACCAGGACGUUGUUGCCAGACUUGAGGAGCGCAGAAAGGUUAAGAGCAGUGCAUACUACGAGCGCAAGAAGGCCGCUCGCCGCCAACUCGUCCACGCCCAGAAGUCGGCGGGUGCAGAAGCUAUUUACCACAUCACAUCCGAUGGUCAGGAACUGCGACGAACCUACCUCGAGUUUGCAGACAGAGCAAGAGGAUUAGCGUAUUUCUUGAAGAAGCGCGGGUUCAAAAGAGUCGGCAUUCUGUGUCCCAAUACCCCGGCUUUCUUGGAGUCUAUUUUUGGGAUUGGGGCCGCCGGGGCGGUGAAUAUUGCUGUGAAUUACCGACUCAAAGAAGAUGAUAUCGCUUAUAUAUUUACACAUUCGGAAGCGGAGGUGAUCAUUGUGGAUAAGGAAUUCCUGCCCUUGCUGCGCGUGUAUAAGGAGGCGAAGCCGGAGACUCCGAUCAUUGUGGAUACGGAUACCGAUGCCGCGGAGGGUCAAUUGUCGGGUCCCUUUGACGAGGCGGUUUUGGAAGGUCUCAAGUACGAUAUAGCUACUGGAAAUAAGGGCUGGGAGGGGCUGCAGGCUCAGGCUGGUUCGGAAGAUGAUGUUGUUGCUUUGGCAUAUACGAGUGGGACGACGUCGCGGCCGAAGGGUGUCGAAUAUACAAAUCGGGGUGCCUAUUUAGCUGCUUUGGGGAAUGUGGUCGAGUCUGGGUUGAAUGUGUUUAAUGGUCGUUGUCGGUAUUUGUGGAUCUUGCCGAUGUUUCAUGCUGUUGGUUGGACGUUUCCAUGGGCUGUUACUGCUGCGCGUGGUACGCACUAUUGUCUGCGCAAGGUGGACUAUGGGCAGAUUUGGAAGUUGUUCAAGAAGGAGGGCAUCACCCAUUUCAAUGCGGCCCCUACGGUGAACACACUGCUUUGCAAUCACCCGGAUGCUGAGCCACUGUCAACACCUGUUAUCGUCCAAGUGGCGGGUAGUCCGCCUACGCCUCAUCUGUUCGAGCAGAUGACCAGCCUGAAUCUGCGUCCCGUGCAUGUCUACGGUAUGACGGAGACGUAUGGUCCUACUACCAGGUGCUAUAUGCUACCCGCAUGGGAUCAAUUACCACGAGACGAGAAGUUCCGGAGGAUGGCCAGGCAAGGCCAUGGUUUCCUGACCAGUCUGCCAACGCGGGUCAUCAAGACGGAUGUGCCUGAGGGCACCAUCAUCGACGUCAAGCAAGACGGCAAGGAGAUUGGCGAGAUUGCGUUUGUCGGGAACCUCUGUGCUCAGGGUUACUACAAAGAUGCCGAGGCGACGCGGAAGCUCUUUGCUGGUGGCGUUCUUCAUUCGGGCGAUCUGGCUGUCUGGCAUCCCGAUGGAGCGAUCCAGAUCCUGGACCGAGCCAAAGACAUUAUCAUCAGCGGAGGCGAAAACAUCUCGUCUGUCGCACUGGAAUCCAUGCUGGUGACUCACCCGGACAUUCUGGAGGUGGGCGUGGUGGCGGUGCCUGACACACAUUGGGGAGAGCGACCCAAGGCGUUUGUAACCACGAAGCAAGGUCGGCACCUGGAGGGGAAAGAGGUGAUCGACUGGGCCCGGAACCAAAGUCAAAUCAGCAAGUUCAUGCUUCCGCGGGAGGUGGAGGUGGUGGCGGAACUGCCCAAGACGAGUACGGGGAAAAUCAGGAAGAAUGUUCUUCGGGACUGGGCGAAAGGGGCACCGCGAUGA
This is a messenger RNA of Aspergillus piperis CBS 112811, 2142 nucleotides long. Its product is annotated as putative AMP-binding domain protein. The coding region runs from base 1 to 2142 and encodes 713 amino acids. The transcript is spliced from 9 exons. Gene Ontology annotation, cellular component: large ribosomal subunit; ribosome. NCBI's taxonomy places the organism in Eukaryota, Fungi, Ascomycota, Eurotiomycetes, Eurotiales, Aspergillaceae. The record is from RefSeq and is a predicted model, not a curated record. Gene Ontology annotation, molecular function: structural constituent of ribosome. Gene Ontology annotation, biological process: translation.